This is a messenger RNA of Larimichthys crocea (large yellow croaker), 719 nucleotides long. It is a transcript of the gene serf2b, whose product is annotated as small EDRK-rich factor 2b. Bases 159 to 356 code for a protein of 65 amino acids. The record is from RefSeq and is a predicted model, not a curated record. Lineage: Eukaryota; Metazoa; Chordata; Actinopteri; Sciaenidae. The transcript has 3 exons.
UCUGGUUCUCGCCCUCUCGCACGGAAGUCUCGCGCAUAACUGGCAGCCACGGAGGCGCGACGCAACGUAAACAACGACUGGAGCGACGAGAGGGGAACCGACGGCCCUCAGGCUGAGCUGAUUUGGAUUUCGGGCGAAGAGAAGCGUCGAUUAAUAAAAUGACCAGAGGAAACCAGCGUGAGCUUGCACGCCAGAAAAAUGCCAAAAAGAGCAACGAGCAUGGCAAAGGGAAGAGGGUCGAGGACGGGCUGUCUGCUGCUGCUCGCAAGCAGAGGGAUGCCGAGAUAAUGCAACAGAAGCAGAAAAAGGCUGAUGGAGGAGGAAAAGGAGGCACGUCCAAGCCUGAGUCCAAGUAAAGAAUGACGUCGGAGACGAAUUCAGCUCAGUGUUUCAGUAACAUCCCAUGUUCAGCAUUGUUCCUGAUAUAUAUGAGAAUGGAUCUGCCAUCUUUGUCUAGACUCAAGAAUCUAGGAUCCUACAUUCUUCCCUAUGGCAAAUGACAUUGCUUGUUGGAUUUGUUAAUUUACAUGGUGAAAUUUAUGUCUGAGCAAGUUUAGCGGUUGUCCCACAAUGGUUCUGCAUGCAGAGGAGCAUCAGUGGUGUAAGCAGCAGGAGAAAGAUGAACAAUUCUCGACACAAAGCAUCCAUUAUGACAGUUGCGUAUUUUUGUACAAAAAUGUCCCCUGCUGGUUUUAAAUAAAGUGUAUCUUUUUAGUUCA